Messenger RNA from Stegastes partitus (bicolor damselfish), 2277 nucleotides. It is a transcript of the gene slc5a11, whose product is annotated as solute carrier family 5 member 11. The transcript has 15 exons. The record is from RefSeq and is a predicted model, not a curated record. Bases 1 to 2070 code for a protein of 689 amino acids. Lineage: Eukaryota; Metazoa; Chordata; Actinopteri; Pomacentridae. Gene Ontology annotation, cellular component: plasma membrane. Gene Ontology annotation, biological process: transmembrane transport. Gene Ontology annotation, molecular function: D-glucose:sodium symporter activity.
AUGAGCUUUGACUUUGCAGCAGGCCACCAGGGCAGCACCAUGACCCCGUCUCCAACGCCCCCCUCCAGGGGCAGAACCACCCUGGACACCGUGGACAUCGUGGUGCUGGUGAUCUACUUCCUGCUGGUGCUGGCUGUUGGCUUCUGGUCUAUGUUGAGGACGAAGCGCAGCACCGUGAACGGAUACUUCUUGGCUGGAAAGAGCAUGACCUGGUGGCCAGUGGGGGCUUCGCUGUUUGCCAGUAACAUUGGCAGCGGACAUUUCAUCGGCCUGGCAGGGUCGGGAGCUGCAGCAGGAAUCGGGGCCAUCGCAUACGAAUGGAACGGCAUGCUGAUGGUGCUCCUGCUGGGAUGGCUCUUCCUGCCCAUUUAUAUCUCCUCUGGGGUGACGACCAUGCCGGAAUAUCUGCAGAGACGCUUCGGUGGAAGAAGAACACAGUUAUUUAUAGCUGUCCUGUCCUUGUUUAUUUACAUCUUCACAAAGAUAUCGGUGGACAUGUAUGCAGGAGCUCUGUUCAUUCAGCUGGCCCUGCAGUGGAACAUCUACCUGGCCAUCGUGGUGCUGCUGUCCAUCACGGCCCUCUACACUGUAGCAGGCGGUCUGGCUGCGGUGAUCUACACGGAUGCAGCCCAAACUGCCAUCAUGCUGGCAGGAGCUCUGACCCUCAUGGGCUUCAGCUUUGCGGAGGUUGGAGGCUGGGACGCUCUGAUGCAGGGCUACGCCGACGCCAUCCCCUCCAUCCGUGUGCCCAACUCCACCUGCGGCAUCCCUCGAGACGAUGCCUUCCACCUCUUCAGAGACCCGGUGACCUCUGACCUGCCCUGGCCCGGCGUCAUCAUCGGCAUGUCCAUCCCCUCCAUGUGGUACUGGUGCUCCGAUCAGGUGAUUGUGCAGCGGUCGCUCGCUGCCAAGAACCUGACGCAUGCAAAAGGUGGAUCCCUGCUGGCAGCGUACAUCAAGAUCCUGCCUUUCUUCGCCAUCAUGCUUCCUGGUAUGAUCAGCAGGAUCCUCUACACAGAUGAAGUGGCGUGUGCAGACCCUGACCAGUGCAAAGAGAUUUGUGGAAACUCUGUUGGAUGUUCCGACAUCGCUUACGCCAAACUGGUGAUGGCGCUGCUGCCUGCAGGGCUGCGAGGUCUGAUGAUGGCCGUGAUGAUCGCUGCCCUCAUGUCCUCUCUGACCUCCAUCUUCAACAGCGCCAGCACCAUUUUCACCAUGGACCUGUGGAAGAGCUUCAGGUCGCGUGCUUCUGAGUGGGAGCUCAUGAUUGUGGGCAGGGUGUUUGUGCUGGUGCUGGUGGUGGUGUCUGUGCUGUGGAUUCCUGUGGUCCAGGCCAGUCAGGGCGGUCAGCUCUUCAUCUACAUCCAGUCCAUCAGCACCUACCUGCAGCCUCCCGUCUCCAUCAUCUUCCUCAUGGGCUGCUUGUGGAAGAGGACUAACGAGAAGGGUGCUUUCUGGGGCCUGGCUAUCGGCCUCGUGAUCGGCUGUAUUCGCAUGUUGUUGGACUUCAUCUACCCGACUCCCCUCUGCUUCGAGGAGGACGACAGACCUGAAGUGUUGAAAUACGUCCAUUACCUGUACUUCUCCACGCUGCUGUCCUUCAUCACCCUGGUUGUGGUGGUUGUCGUGAGUCUGGCUACAGAGGAGCCUGAACCGGAGCAGAUCAGUCGUCUCACGUGGUUCACGAGGUUCGACCCGGUGAAGCCCAAAGUGCAGGUGUUCACAGUGGAGCAGAGCAUGACGACCUUGGGAGCGGUCACUAAUCAGACGGAUGAGACGGGAGUCACGGAAACAGAGCCGGAGGGCAGCAACGGAAAAGCCUGUCAUCACAGGAGAGACUCUGCAUCGUCAGUGUCCAGCGUCCAGAGUCAGUCGAAGCUGAUGUCUGCCCUCUACUGGCUGUGUGGGAUGGAGAGACAGCGGCAGGCCAGUGAUGAUCCUCCUCCUGCACCUGAACCUGAGCCGGCCGCCGCUUCUCUGGAGGAGAAGCCCCGUCUGCGGCGCCUCGUGAACGUCAACCUCCUCAUUUGCCUCUCUGUAACUGCCUUUAUCAUUGGUUACUGGGCUUGACAGGUAGGUCGCGGCGCUCUCCAUGGACACGUGGUGUAUGGGCUGUCAAAAGGUUGUGUACAGACCGCAGUGUUUCAGUUUUCACUUUGUAAAAACUUCUAUCUUGAAAGUGACUGAUGCAUCCAAACGGUGCCUUCAACAUAUGUGCAUGCUUUACUUGUAAAAUGAAUCCUAUGAAAAUUAAACUGUAGAGCUCUUUGUCUUUUA